Messenger RNA from Symbiodinium necroappetens, 543 nucleotides. The record is from the annotation of a GenBank genome assembly. Lineage: Eukaryota; Dinophyceae; Suessiales; Symbiodiniaceae.
AUGACAGACGUUGAGAAAGUGAAGCUCACGGAGAAACAGGAGCCGCUGACAGCAGGAAAAGUCCGCCGGUGGUUGUGGAACGACCAUGACGAUCCGGACACUUUGCGAGCGCGGCAGCUCUCUUUUAUGGUCACUGGGCGUGAGCUGCCGGAAGACUUCCUAGAGUUGGUUCGACAUGUGAUCACGCACAAGGACAUGGGCGAAGCCGGUAUGAACCAUCGUUUGCUAUUCAUCGUGGCUCUGACCACAGUGUCUGGUGAUGUUGUUUCCGGCAGCCAUCUUGAAGAGAUGCUUCAGGGUCUGCCAAGGGUGCAGGAGCGGGGUUUGCGCAAGUUGGUGCCCAAAUCAAACCGGCAACAGAUCUCCAGUCGCUUGGUCCUUGGUGGUCUUUCCUGGGGGCUCCUCUCCUUGUUACAAGAGGCCUUUUGCCUAACAGGCGGUGAUGGUUCUUUUUUCCGCAGGCAUCUGCAGCUCGAUGGUGGGCCCGCCCUCUUGGAAAAGAGAGCACAAAGCCGUCGAGUCCGGGCGCGAGGCCUGGGUUGA